AUGUCCUCCCCGGUCAGCCCUACAAGCCCUACAUUUACCAACUUCUCUGCUCCGUCACCGUAUUCCUCUGCUUCGUCCGUCGACGACACCCCAUUCGACACCGUGCACAACGACCGCGACCGCGACCAGGCCGUUGUACAGACCAUGUCUUCCUACUCUCCAUACGCUUCCAAUGGCCAACCGCCUCUCUACCAGAACCAGAACGACCUCGUCUACCCUGACCACGACCAGUACUACCAGUCGACGUCAAUGAUGAUGCCAUGGACAUCGCCCGUCGCGAAAAAGCAGCAGGCCAUGCAAGGGCAGUACCAUUCUCAGCAGCAGCAGCAGCAGCAACAGAUACCGGCACAGCAACUGUCUAUAUACAUUCCCAACGGUCAGCAGCAGCAGUCGCCAGUCAUUCACUCGCCUGUGCCCCAUCACCACAGCCAACAGGGCGGCCACUCGCAACAGAACUCCCAUCAUAUUCUCGACAUUGACCUCGACGAGUGGCAUUCGCAGCAGCACCAGUACUCGCAUGCUCAGUCGCAUUCAUUGGCCAUGGCUCAGGUCCAUCCCAGUCACCCAUAUCCACGGGUCAAGCAAGAGGAUCUCUCUGCGCUCUAUCCUUUGAACGGGAACGGGAACGGUACGUACGGACAUGGCCCAGCACAGCAGCAGCAGACUUCAUCCCAUUCCCAAGGACAUAUGUUCGAUCUCUCGGCGCACCAACAGCUGCAGGCUCAGCCCUCGUCGUCUUCGUACAACCUGCUCAACGCGUACUACCAGUCGCAAGGCCAGCAUUCCGCCCUGGGGAUGCACGAACGUUUCGUGCAUCCCUCGGAGCUCUCCCCCGCUGACUCACCCGCCUCGCCGCUCGAAUUCCCUCAGCGGCCCGACGACACCGCAAACCCUGCCCAGGGACAGCCACUGCAACAGCAGAUGACUGUCGGAUGCGAUCCGCGCUAUGUUUCCGGAGACCUCGGCGCAGCAGCCACUGCAACGAGGGACGACGCGCACGAAGAGGACGCAGAGGGUGACGACGACAUUGACGCAGAAGGCGAAGACGAGUACGUAGACAAGGAAGGCGCCGGCAGUAAGGAUGACGACGCGUAUGAGGAUGACGAAGACUACAACGAUGCUGACUACGACGACGACCGGGACGGGGAGUACGUAUUACGUCGAGGAAGACGCUCUUCCGGCGGUUCUUCGAAGCGUAACCUACGUACGCGUACGGCUGGAGAGCGGUAUAACCCAUACCAAUACACUUCCCCGUCUCCUUCGGCCUAUCCAGAGACUCAAGACCAGAUCGGUAUCAGCACGCGUUCGAGACGAACCACCUCAAAUGACUCGUCUUUAACUUCGACGACAUCGUCGUUAGACUACUCCCUUUCCUCUUCUCGUCGUAGGCCUCGUCCCUCGGCGAACCUCCCUGUACCCGUUCCAGUACCCAAUCUCACCAAAAAGUCUCGCGGACGACGUGUACCGACGGUUGCGACCCUGGACCUCAGUCCGCGACGUGGUGGUGACGGAGACUUCCACACGGCCACUGGUAAAGGUGCCAGGGUCCACUUGUGCAAAGUUCCUGGUUGCGGCAAGUGUUUCGCCCGCGGCGAGCACCUGAAGAGGCAUGUCCGUAGCAUCCACACAUAUGAAAAACCGCAUAAAUGUCCAUACCCUGGCUGUGGAAAAGAUUUUAGUCGCCACGAUAAUCUCGGUCAACAUAUGCGGGUUCAUAAGGAUUAUCGGGGUUAA
Messenger RNA from Desarmillaria tabescens, 1734 nucleotides. RefSeq lists its product as uncharacterized. The transcript is spliced from 2 exons. The coding region runs from base 1 to 1734 and encodes 577 amino acids. Gene Ontology annotation, biological process: regulation of transcription by RNA polymerase II. Gene Ontology annotation, molecular function: RNA polymerase II cis-regulatory region sequence-specific DNA binding; DNA-binding transcription factor activity, RNA polymerase II-specific. NCBI's taxonomy places the organism in Eukaryota, Fungi, Basidiomycota, Agaricomycetes, Agaricales, Physalacriaceae. The record is from RefSeq and is a predicted model, not a curated record.